AGCUGCACACGGCUACCUAGCGAUUCACAGAAGACCGGCUACCUUCGUACGAACCGGUUGUGGUCGAUAACCCGACGUCUCCGCGUGGAACGUUUGUGAACAUACAUACGCGAGUACUGUGCCACCGUUGGAUGGGACCGAGCCGAAAUCUUUGGGACCGUUUGGCAUUGCUGAUCACACUGUCGUGGUGAGAUCGUUUGAAAGUGAGGAACGAUCGUCGUCGAGUUGCAAGUGUUUUAAAGGAGGGGGAAAAAAAAAAAAAGAAAAAAGACAAGUGGAAGUUGCAGUUCGAAGGAUCGAGACUCUGGAGCUGGAAGGAUGAGCGGGCCUAGCGUGGAUGUCGUCUGGGAUCCACAGAUGCAAAUGAAUCCCUUGGAUUGUUGGGAUUAUUCCAUUGAAUUGUCGUGUCUUCAAAGUCCAGAAACUAUAGCAAAAGACUUGCAAUUGGCGGCGGAACUUGGCAAAACACUUUUGGAACGGAACAAGGAAUUAGAGAACAUUAUCAAAACGCAUCAGUCCACCGUCGAGGAACAAGCGCAAGAGAUAGAGUAUAUGAAAAAACAAACAGCCGCAUUGAGGGAGGUAAAUGAUUCGCGAUUGAAGAUUUAUGAACAACUGGAAGUCAGUAUCCAGGAUUUGGAACGUGCAAAUCACCGUCUUGUAAUUGAGAACACCAGUGAUAAAAAACUAAUCAAGAGUCAAUGUUUAACUGUCGAGAGUUUGGAAGCUCGGUGCGAGGAACUGCAAAGGAAAAUCGACGAGAUAAACGAGCAACAUGAAAGUCUGCUUCGGCAACAAACUGCGAGUCAAUCGACGAACACCGCACAAACACAAACCUUUCUAUGGAAAGUACCGGGCACGCAGGGUGGCAGCAUACAACAGAGCGCUGCCCCAUCUGGCCAAAAAUCUUUCCAGGAAUCGACCACGGACUCGAACGUUCGGCAACUUCAUUCGACAAUUCCAACAAACGACGAGGAAAUGACCGAAUUACUGAGACAAUUACAGGAGGCACGAAGUCAAAGAGCAAGAGAGCAAAAGAAAGUCGCCGAGCUUGGGCAACAGUUAGCUACUUUAUUGCAAGAAAAUAAUGCAUUAGAAGAACAAUUAAACGUAUUGCGUAGUAAAGCACAAGAUGUAAAGAAUCUUCAAGAGGAAAUAAACACACUCGAGGAAGUUAGACGAGGUCAAUUGUGUGGCCGAUGUUUACGUGGAAUGGAGUCUAAAACGCAUGACGAACUCUCUGUAAUGUUGAACCAAGAAGAAUACGAUGACAUUAGCAUGGCUGAAUCGCUCAUAAAUGAUAGCCAACAGGACACCGAAUCUGUUACUCAGGACUCGAACGACCAAAACGAAGUGUCGAGCGAUUUAAAGAACCCGUACAGAGUGCUAGUAGAGAAGUACCAAGCUUUGUUAGAAGUUCAAAGACGCUCGGCGCUCCGACGAAAGGACAGCGUGCCGACGCCGAUGUCGUUGCAAGAGGAGUUAGAAAUGUCAGGUGAAUUUAACAGCUUUCAGAAUCCUACGUCGGAGACGGAGAGUCAGCAAGAGCCGGCGAAAUCGGCCGGCGUGAACGGCACACGUGCCAAAGCGGAGACAUGCGGUAAGAAGGUAUUUUCCGCUACGCCUACCGACUUCUCUGAGGCCGAGACUUCGUCGUCUGGAUUCUCAGACGAGACGAGCAACAAAGCGACGCAAACAGAGGGAAGGCCCGGGUCGUUCCUCUGCUCGAUCGCGGACGGCGAAGACUGCAAGUUCAGCAUUUACGACGACAAUAGCCCGUUCGAGAGUAGAUUUAGGAAAACACCGGAGUACAGGCAACUGUUCAGCGAGAUAUUCAGCGUUUUGAAACGAGCGGCCGAGGCUAAAGACGAAGGGGAGAAAUUACCACUGUUGGACGAUUCCACGAGCACGAACACGAACACGUCGCAGCAGGAAUCGUCGAUCUUGCUGCAGGAGGAUGUGCCAAGCGAGACUACAGACGAUAAUCAAAGCAUCGCCUCUUCCAUGUUCUCCUCCGCUGUGUCCGAGCCACCUUACAGGGUGCAGCCUCCUGUCACGUCAAACGGGAUCAACGAGCAAGGGAAUAAGGAGACGGUCGCGACCGCGCAGAUGAAAACCAGAAACGAUAUCAUCCGUGACACGAAUCGCACGGAUUACAUAGCGUUUAACUAUAAGAAGAAACUGUCAAAGAAGCAUAUUAGCAAAAAAUUGACGUAUAACGACAGACCAACGACGCCCGACGUGAUUCCGACGACAAAUCCCAAGCUCGUACCGUCGAAGUCGAACAGCGGUGGGAAAAAGAAGUUCAGGCCUUUCACGGCUGCCGAUCAGAAUAACGGCAGUAUGUGUAACGGAUACAGUUACGCGAACAGGACGAAAGAGUCGCCUAAUUUUGGGAAACAUUCGAACAACGUACAUCAACGCAACAGCAACGAUCAGCACAACAACAGUUUCGAGUACAGAGACUAUAAGCCAAGCACAGCAUCGGAGGAGGUCGCACGGCUGAAACGUUUAGAAAUGUCUUAUGCGGAAGUUCUUCGAUUGCCAAAUAAAUCUAAACUGAGUAACCAUCGUAGAAGUUAAAAUAUUCUUACGCGCGCGAACAUCUUGGAACAAGGGGGAGGAGAAAAAAAAAAAAAAAAGACUUUUAUACGUAAGAUAUAGUCAAGUGAGAUUAAGUUUCGAAAUUUUUUGAAUUCAAUGUCAAGCGAGUACUUAAACAGGACAGGAUUUAAAUUAUGUAUUUCAAAGGUAAUCAUUCAGUAUUGAUAAUCAGUGCUACUUAAACAUAUUUUGUGAAUAUCUAAAAGAAGCGGUUAUGCGUAAACAUAUGCACUAGGUACUAAACUAUUUGACAUUAAUUUUUUUAUUGUAUUUUGUAUCUUAAUUGUAUAUGAUUUUUUCAUGUGAAUGUGCGUGGGUAACAAAGGUACAUAACGUUAAUACAUAUAUAUAUAUGAUUAUAUCGACAAUGAUAUCUACAAGAGAUUUAUGAGCAAGAUAAAUCGAGUCGUGCCUCGCGAGUUUGUCUUUUCUUUAGAAAUUGUAGAUGUAAAUCAGGAAUAAAAUUAUUUAUGUGCCAUUUA
This is a messenger RNA of Frieseomelitta varia, 3086 nucleotides long. RefSeq names its product cerebellar degeneration-related protein 2-like (gene centrocortin). NCBI's taxonomy places the organism in Eukaryota, Metazoa, Arthropoda, Insecta, Hymenoptera, Apidae. The record is from RefSeq and is a predicted model, not a curated record. Bases 319 to 2583 code for a protein of 754 amino acids. The transcript has 7 exons.